UUAGUUGUAUCCGUGACGGUUGGAUUAGGUAGUUUAGUAUUUUGUGCCCCUUUUCUGCUUUGUUGAUAGUUUGCUUUGUGGGUUCCCACAUAUCCAGAGAGCACGUGAACGCCGCAGCAGAGAGCUCAUCUGUUGGACAGGGAAACUAAUCAGGAGCCAAGUAAAGACUUUUCAACACUGCGAGCUAAUAGGCUAGCACGGCUCCUAAGUCAGCCGUCACUACGAAAACGGGGUAGGGACUUUGUUUGUGACCGACAACAUCUCCUCUAGGCAGGAAACAACUUUGAAGCCAUGUUAUAGUGGGGGGGAAGACACUUGAAUCGUUGCGCUUAAAGUAUAAAAGCGAGCUGCCUCCGGUCAGCAAGCUUGUGGCUAGCUCCAUAACGUUAGCUGGGAAAGAAGUGGAGGCUUAAAAACAAACAAACACACAAACAUGGAGCUGGACGACGUAGUCCUCUACCAGGACGACUCGGGCGACUCGGACGUGAUGUCCGAGCGGGUCGCCGGUCUGGCCAGCUCCAUAUACCGAGAGUUCGAGCGGCUCAUCGAGAAGUACGACGAGGACGUGGUGAAGGACCUGAUGCCGCUGGUCGUCGGGCUGCUGGAGAACCUGGACUCGGUGUUCGCCGCCAACAAGGAGCACGUCGUGGAGCUGGAGCUGCUGAAGGAGGACAACGAGCAACUUGUCACUCAGUACGAACGGGAGAAAGCGCUGAGAAAACACGCAGAGGAGAGAUACAUUGCCUUAGAAGACUCCCAAGAUGGAGAGAAAAAGGACCUCCAGUCUCGACUGGUAACUUCGGAGUCGCACGCGCGGCAGCUAGAGCUAAAGACAAAGAACUAUGCAGAUCAGAUAAGCAGAUUUGAAGAGAGAGAAGCAGAACUGAAGAGGGAGUACAAUGCCCUUCAUCAAAGACACACUGAGAUGAUCCACAGCUACAUGGAGCACCUGGAGCGAGCUAAACACCAGCACCCGACGACGCCAGCAGAGCCGUCAGAUACAGGAUCGUCAGCUAAGAGACGGAAAGAGCGCCCCAUCUCCAUGGUUUUCCAACUUCCUGGGCCCGAUGGCGUGACCUCUGAAUUCCAGCGGGACCCUGUCGAUACCCCGUCUGAACCAUGGAGAUUCAACAACCUCAGCCAGCCGCAGUCCAACACCAGCAUCAAGGACGAGUUGGCCAAUGCAAACCGUGGAAACUCCAAGCCCAGCACAGCAGCCAACCAGGGAAACGCCUCUAAGCCUUUAGCUGCAGCGUCCUCAAACAGUGGAUCAUCCAAAGCCAACACUCCAGCAUCGUCUCAGGGCGGUUCGGUCACGCCGCUGUCUCCUCACGAAGGGGCCAACGGUGAACUCGCGCUCACCUCUUCUUCACCACUGUCCACGGCUUCUUCUGAUGUCACCAUGGAGUCCGUGGAGCAGGAAACUUCAGGAGGACUCAACAGGAAAAGCAGAAAAUCUGAAAACGGAGAAAACAAGGAAACGUCUAGGGAAGAACAGAACGACGUCCAGAAGUCUGCCUCCGCGCCCGUCACAGGUGAAGAAGGAGACGAGAGCCCAGAGAAGUCUGAGGUGCAGGCUAUCAUAGAGUCCACUCCUGAGCUGGACAUGGACUUUGACGGCUGCCAAGGGACAAGCACACCAACCAAAGGUGGCAUCGAGAAUCCAGCCUUCGACCGCAACAACGACUCUCUGUUUGACGAGCUGGCGUCUGCUGGGAACGACAUGAUCGGCGACGUGGACGAUGGAGCCGACCUCCUGGGUAUGGGUCGGGAGGUCGAACAUCUAAUCCAUGAGAACACCCAGCUGCUGGAGACCAAAAACGCUCUGAAUGUGGUGAAAAACGACCUCAUUGCUCAAGUGGACGACCUGUCCUGUGAGAAGGAGGUUCUGCGAGGCGAGCUGGAGGCCGUCACUCAGGCUAAGACCAAACUGGAGGAGAAAAACAAAGAAUUAGAAGAGGAGAUAAGGAAAGUUAAAGCCGAACUGGAUGAGGCCAAACAGAAGGUCAAGAAUGAAAACGAGGACGACAGCGACGUGCCCACAGCCCAGAGGAAACGUUUCACCAGGGUGGAGAUGGCCAGAGUCCUGAUGGAGAGGAACCAGUAUAAAGAGAGGCUGAUGGAGCUGCAGGAAGCCGUCAGAUGGACAGAGAUGAUCCGUGCUUCAAAGGAGAAUCCCGCUCUUCCAGAGAAGAAGAAAUCCAGCCUCUGGCAGUUUUUCAGCCGUCUGUUUAGCUCGUCGGGCGGAGCGGGGAAGAAGCCGGCGGGGGAGGCGCCGGUCAACGUCAAGUACAACGCGCCCACCUCGCAGAUUCAGCCGUCCGUCAAGAAGAAGAGCAGCACCCUGCAGCAGCUGCCCAGCGACAAGAGCAAAGCGUUUGACUUCCUCAAUGAGGAUCCGCCAGCUGAGAGUUCGGUGUCACGGCGAGAGCAGAAGAGAGCUCAGUACAAGCAGGUCAAAGCUCACGUCCAGAAGGAGGACAGCAGAGUGCAGGCCUACGGCUGGAGCCUGCCCAAGAAAUACAAAGCUAAUGGAGGUCAGGCAGACGGCAAGAUGAAGAAUCUGCCUGUUCCCGUCUUCCUCAGGCCGCUGGAUGAGAAAGAUCCCACUAUGAAGCUGUGGUGUGCUGCAGGUGUCAACCUGUCUGGAGGGAAAACCAGAGACGGAGGCUCCAUCGUGGGAGCCAGUGUGUUUUACAGCGACGUGUCCGGUGCAGAAAGUCCCAGAAAGAAGAGAGGCUCGCAGAGCAGCGUGGAUGAACUGGAUCGGGAACUGAAGGAGCAGCAGAAAGAGUUGCGGCACCAGGACGAGUUUUCCUCUCUGGUGUGGAUCUCCACCAGCACCCAGUCCAAUUCGAACGUCGUCGUCGUCGACGCCAACCAGCCCGGGAACAUCCUGGAGAGCUUCUUCGUUUGUAACUCGCACGUCUUCUGCAUCUCUAGUGUACCCGGCGCGAGAGAGACCGACUAUCCAGCCGGAGAGGAAGCGUCUUCAAGCACUGACGCAGGCCCGGUGGGAGACGGCGGCUUGUCGACGGCCAACAGCGGCUCAGAGGCCGGCGACAGCAUCCUCGGAGGCAUCACAGUGGUGGGCUGUGACGGCGAGGGAGCGACGGCUGUUCCUCAGACAGCAGACAGUUCAGACUCCAGACCAGCGGAAGAGGCCAUGGAGGCCGUGGAGACCAGCGCAGGGCCUGUUGACCACAGCGAGAGCCUGAGAGGCAUCUACACAGAGCAGGUCUUCACAGAUCCACUGGGAGCGCAGCAGACCAGGGAGACGCCAGCUAACUAUUCUCAGAGAGAGAGCGAUCUGCUGAAAGACGGAGUGAGUUCAAACCCCGACGCAGAGGAGCAGGACCUGAUGAUAGAAGAAGCUCAGAAAAUGAGCAGCGUUCUGCCCACCAUGUGGCUCGGGGCCCAAAAUGGCUGCGUGUACGUGCACUCGUCUGUUGCUCACUGGAAGAAGUGUCUCCACUCUGUAAAGCUGAAGAAGCCCGUGAUCGGCAUAGUACACGUGAAGGGACGGGUCCUGGUUAGCCUAUCCGAUAGCACGAUAGCCAUUUUCCACAGAGGAACGGAUGGGCAGUGGGACCUGACCAACUACCACCUGCUGGACCUGGGGAAGCAGCACCACUCCAUCCGCUGCAUGACCGUGGUGCAUGACCGUGUGUGGUGCGGCUACAGGAACAAGAUCCAUGUGGUGCAUCCCAGAGCCAUGAAGGUUGAGAAAACCUUCGACGCCCACCCUCGUAAGGACAGCCAGGUCCGUCAGCUGGCCUGGCAUGGGGACGGGAUCUGGGUGUCCAUCAAGCUGGACUCCACUCUCAGACUGUUCCACGCACACACACACCAGCACCUCCAGGACAUCGACAUCGAGCCCUACGUCAGCAAGAUGCUCGGUACUGGCAAGCUGGGCUUCUCGUUUGUGAGGAUCACGGCUCUAAUGGUUUCAUGCAGCCGCUUGUGGAUUGGGACUGGAAAUGGAGUCAUCAUCUCUAUUCCCGUUACGGAGACAGCCAACAAUGUAGCCAAGUCGUCAGGUAACAAUCCUGGAAGCGUGGUCCGCGUCUACGGAGACGACAGCGGGGACAAGGUGACGGCCGGUACCAUCGUUCCCUACUGCUCCAUGGCUCACGCUCAGCUCAGUUUCCAUGGUCACAGGAACGCCGUCCAGUUCUUCGCCGCAGUUCCAGGUCACGCAGAUCCGUCGGCAUCCAGCGGAGGAGAGUCAGCGGGAGACAAGUCCGCCGACGUCUCGGCUCAGGAAGGAAGCAGGUCCAUGUUGGUGAUGAGUGGAGGAGAAGGCUACAUCGACUUCCGAAUGGGUGAUGAGGACGGGGAGGCAGACGAGCUGGACGACCCCGCCUUAAAACUGCAGCCCUUCCUCACGAAAGCCGAGCGCAGCCACCUCAUCGUCUGGCAGGUCAUGGUCGGCGAAGACUGAACUCGGCAUCAGUGAAACCCUGAUUUGCCCCCUUGUUUUUAUUUUAAGACCACAGAAACAGAGGAGAAAGCACAAGAUUAAUCAGCACUUAUUUUUUUAUUUUGCUCCCUCGGUCUUGAACAAUGGAAGCAAAACAAGCAAAAACUGCUCUGCGAGCAUUUUUCUCUGUUAACCUUGAACGCAUGGAACUGCUUUGUCCUAUUUUUUUUCUUUCAUGUCAUGAAUUUCAAGCAUUGUAUCUCAUCGCCUCGCUGAUUUAAAUUUUAUUUGAGGUAAGCCGGAUGUUUGCCGGCUUUCCGCUCGAAUCCCCUCACCUGCGCUCACUCGGGACACUGCUGAUGUUCCGUCAGCUGGUCAGAGGGAGGAAAACAGCUUCCUGUUUGUCCUCUGACGAAUGCAAGACGUAGCGAGCGACAUGGGAGUCAAUCAUGGCGGGAUUGUUUUUCCCUAUCAAAUUUCGGUUCUGUUUUUUUUUUUUUUUUUUUCCGUGGAGAACUUCUUUGAAAGCCAAUGGCUGACUCAUAUUUCAGCUGUGUUUGGCUCUGACACUCAUAUUCAUCCCAUGUGCAAAGGCUUAAUAGGAAUGUUUUUCAUGGUGUAUUUCAAAUGGCCCGGUUUGUGCCUCAAAUAUCAGCAAAGCAUUCAUUCAACAAAAAAAAAACAACCCACACACAACAAUGUUUCUGAAGCACAAAAAACUACUCUCAGUUGCUUUUCUUUUGCCCACAAUACAGAUGUGGGUUGUCGCCCAUGUGGAUUUAAUAAAAUAACACGAUGCAUUCUGUCAGUAUUACAUGUGGGAGCGGGUGAGUCACUGUCAGAUACUGUCCGGAACAUUGCACAUCUGGAUCCAAACAGAUGUGCUCACAAAAGAACCAACAGAUUUGAAUCUGUUUAUUUUGUAGUCGUUUCCGAACCCUAGCGAUCCUAGUGGUGAACACACGUAUUUUAUCACGACGGCUAAGAACACACUAGGUUUAGCUGUUUUAUAGGAAGCACGUUAGGAGAAAUUGUCAGGUGUGUAUAGUCCUUGAAAAUGACAUUAAACGUUCCCUAAAGUGCCUCCACCAGGCCAAAGAUUUGAAUUUCACUGUAGGUCUCAAUAGGUGACAUUUUUUUUGGAUAAAAGUGCAAAAAACUUAAUCAUAAAUUUGAGCUUGGGUUCCGUUUUCUGCCUGGGACAGUCGAGAUGGUUCUCAGCUUCGGUUCUACAUUAGCAUUGACACUGGACACGAUUUAUCCCAGUUAUAUAUUUUUUCCAGGCUCUGCUGAAGUUGGGAAAACACGCAAUAACACUAAAGGUAAUAAGAAGGUGUCAUUGUUUGCAGAUGACAUACUGACAUCAUUUUCUCUGGUUUAUCGUGAACCCAUACUGUUGUCUCCAAUCUUACUGAAUACCCCAGCUUUACCGCCAUGACAUCAUGUGAUUUCAUAGAGCAGACUUGGUUGAACGUUUCGCAUCACUUUGUCUGUUUUCUGCUCCCAGCACACUUUAAGAGUUGCCUUAGACAUCAGAGUUCGAACAGUCUGUGACAGAGUUCUUCUAUUUUUCUCUAAAGAAUUUUGUUCGCUACCAAAGACUGCUAUGACGUCACGCAGUAAUAAAGUCUCACCUAGCUUUCACUGCAGCAUGUUUGGAACAGGAAGCCAGGUUUUUUUUUUCUAACAGAAAUCCAGGUGUGCUGAUGUAUUCAGAUAGAGAUAUAUAUAUAUAUUUUUUAACUUUUCCUAUUUGUAAAAAGGAGAUAUUUUCGAGGCGUGCGAGUCGUGAACGUGCGAGAGAGAGCUGUUACGGUUGGACGGUGAAGGAGAGUCCAUACGCGCCCCCCAUUGGAUGCUCGUUCUGUUCCCGGAUGAGAAACCAAACUCUAAGCUGUUUGGUUUUGCAGCGCUGAUCUGCUUGCUUUCAACCAAACCUGUUUAGUAAUUCAAAUGUCUUUUUUUUUUUUUUUAUCCGAUUUUUAUUUCUUCUUUGAGUGUGGCUAAAUGGUUUUAUUCGGGGAAUUUCAACCUCCUUCUGCCCUCUGUGAACACUGCACUCAUGCUUUUUGUUGUGUAUUUCUUUAUGCAACUGUGUGCGUUUGCGUCUUCUCUCCGCGAGAGAAGAUUUAUAUAUAUCUACACAUAAAUAUUUCAAUUUCGCCAUUUCAGUAUUUAUUUUUGAUGGAUGAACCUUUGCGAUUGAGAAUGUAUCUUUGUACAUUGAAUAUAUAUGAUUAUAUAUGUAUGAAACUCAAAGAUGGUUUGGAUUUUAUUGAGUUGUACCCUGAGGAUUUCCUCAGCUAUGCACCACAUCUCUGAGGGGAGACAUGGAGGAAAUUAGGGGUUUGAAAACUGCACACACCUUCUCUGUCCUCUUGCAAUCAGUUGUCCUAUAAAUUUGAACUUCUACUCAACGACGGGGCAGUCGACUCCCUUCGCAGACUCCUUCCUUAUAUUUGUCCUCACUGCAGUCUGCUUUUAGGUAACUCUGACAGGAGCGCAGUUUUUUCCAAAUCAGCAGUAAAUGCAUCAUCUUAAACCCCUGCAGCAUCUCUAGCGUUACCUAUUUUUAACAAUUAAUUAAAGCAACGUUUGUGGGCAACGUC
Molecule: messenger RNA, 7032 nt
Organism: Gambusia affinis (western mosquitofish)
Lineage: Eukaryota; Metazoa; Chordata; Actinopteri; Cyprinodontiformes; Poeciliidae
Gene: spag9b
Product: sperm associated antigen 9b
Exons: 29
Coding region: 434-4444 (1336 amino acids)
Biological process (GO): vesicle-mediated transport
Cellular component (GO): cytoplasm
Molecular function (GO): MAP kinase scaffold activity; signaling receptor complex adaptor activity; kinesin binding
Source: RefSeq, a predicted model, not a curated record